Aspergillus bombycis is the source of this 1932-nucleotide messenger RNA. RefSeq names its product carnitine O-acetyltransferase CAT2. The record is from RefSeq and is a predicted model, not a curated record. Gene Ontology annotation, cellular component: mitochondrion; peroxisome. Lineage: Eukaryota; Fungi; Ascomycota; Eurotiomycetes; Eurotiales; Aspergillaceae. Gene Ontology annotation, biological process: carnitine metabolic process. Gene Ontology annotation, molecular function: carnitine O-acetyltransferase activity. The transcript has 4 exons. Bases 1 to 1932 code for a protein of 643 amino acids.
AUGUUUACGGCCUCUGCUCGAAGCCGUCUCUCCACACUUUCACGGCCCCGUCUCUCUCCCACCAACUCUCUUCUUGCUAGAUCGGCUGUGGCACCCACCAUGGCUCCUCGGCGUAAGGCUUCGUCUGUCCCGGAGGGCUACGUAGAGGACCUCUCCAAGGGCAAGAUGCUCAGAUUCGAAGAUUCCCUUCCCCGCUUGCCGGUCCCCACUCUUGAAGAAACCGCCCGCCGCUACCUGAAAUCGGUGCAUGCGGUGGUUUCCGAAGCCGAAUAUGAAAACACCAAGAAGGCCGUGGAGGCCUUCGUUCGCCCUGGUGGCCAAGGCCAGACUCUGCAGGAAAGACUUCUGGCCCGUGCUGCGGACCCCAAGCACAAGAACUGGCUUACUGAAUGGUGGAAUCACGCCGCAUACCUGGGUUAUCGUGACCCGGUGGUCCCCUACGUUUCCUACUUCUACUCAUACAAGGACGACCGCGCUCGCCGGAACCCCGCCAAGCGUGCCGCGUCCGUCGCUACCGCGGCGCUCGAGUUCAAGCGCCAGGUGGACGAUGGCUCCCUGGAGCCGGAAUACAUGCGCGCCCAGCCUAUUGCGAUGAGCUCGUUUGAAUACAUGUUCAACUGCUGCCGCAUUCCCGCUGACGGUGCGGAUUAUCCUCAGAAGUACCCCGCUAAGGAGAACGAGCACAUUGUGGUUGUGCGCAAGAACCAGUUCUUCAAGGUGCCUCUGGUUGUGGACGGUAAGCAGCUGAAUGUGUCGGAGCUGGAGAAGCAGUUCGAGCGUAUCUACCAGAUUGCCCAGAAGUCCCCCGCCGUCGGUACACUGACUGCGGCGAACCGUGACCUCUGGACGGAUGCCCGCAAGAAGCUGCUUGCGGCGCACCCCUCCAAUGAGCAGGCCUUGCGGGAUAUCGAGUCCAGCGGCUUCCUGAUCUGCCUUGACGAUGCUACCCCCGUCACGCUGGAGGAGCGGGCUCACCAGUACUGGCACGGUGAUGGCGCCAACCGCUGGUUCGACAAGCCUUUGCAAUUCAUCAUCAAUGACAACGGCACCGCUGGUUUCAUGGGUGAGCACAGCAUGAUGGACGGCAGCCCCACCAGCCGUCUGAACGACCACCUGAACAACCUCAUCUUCAACAACAAGAUCGACCUUUCGGAGCAGCCUGUCCGCUCCGGCCUGUCCGAUCCCCGCCCCAUCAACUUCCACCUGAACAACGAGGUGCUGGAGGCAAUUGACGCCGCCUCCAAGGAGCACCGCCAGCAGAUUAGCUCGCACGAGCUGAAGGUGCAGGCCUACCAGGGUUACGGCAAGGGUCUCAUCAAGAAGUUCAAGUGCAGCCCAGAUGCAUAUGUGCAGAUGGUCAUCCAGCUGGCUUACUUCAAGAUGUACGGCAAGAACCGCCCGACCUACGAAUCUGCCACGACUCGUAAGUUCCAGGAGGGCCGUACCGAGACCAUCCGUAGCGUUUCCGACGACAGUGUGGCCUUCUGCAAGGCCCAGAGCGACCCCUCCGUGCCCCGUGAGGAGGUUGUGCGCCUCUUCCGCACCGCCCUUGCCUCCCACUCCAAGUACACCGCAGAGGCCAGCGACGGCCGCGGUGUCGACCGUCACCUCUUUGGCUUGAAGAAGUUGCUCAAGGAGGGUGAGCAGCUGCCGGCCUUGUACGAGGACCCGGUCUACAGCUACAGCGGCUCGUGGUACCUCUCCACCAGCCAGCUGAGCUCGGAAUUCUUCAACGGAUACGGAUGGAGUCAGGUGAUUGACGAUGGAUUCGGUAUUGCCUACAUGAUCAACGAGAACAGCCUGAACUUCAACAUCGUCUGCAAGCGCAUCGGCGCUGAGCGCAUGAGCUACUACUUGAACGAGGCUGCCUCAGACCUGCGGGAUCUGCUGAUGCCCGACCUGGCCGCCCAGACCGAGAAGGCCAAGCUUUAA